This is a messenger RNA of Cladophialophora yegresii CBS 114405, 651 nucleotides long. RefSeq lists its product as uncharacterized. Bases 1 to 651 code for a protein of 216 amino acids. NCBI's taxonomy places the organism in Eukaryota, Fungi, Ascomycota, Eurotiomycetes, Chaetothyriales, Herpotrichiellaceae. The record is from RefSeq and is a predicted model, not a curated record. The transcript has a single exon.
AUGGCAAACUCUACAAUCAACAAACAUGAGGAGCAGAGUGAUUCGGAAAAUGCAGUCGUGGACCUCCCGCUACGCCGGGCCCCAGCGGCAGCCUCAACCACAACGCGCCCGCCAACUGACGAUCCAGUCUUUGGCGCUAACCAGCUCGGUACCGGGUUGACCACCGAAGACACCCAGAACAAACUCGAGGAGGCUGGAGCCCGUUCAUCUUGGACUCUUCAAGAAGCUGAAGAGCUUCAAGGACUCCAGAUCGAAUGGAAAGAGAAGGCCAGUGAUAUUGAAGCGUCGCUCAAGGAGAUACGAAAGGAGAAAACCCAUUUGCAAGAGGCUCUGAUCCAGAAACAAAGCCUCCUAGCCCACUACAACGCAGAGAUAGAGCGCAGAGCCAAGCAGAUCGAGGAAUAUGUAGCCUCAAUCACCAGGUUGGGAGCGGAAGUCGCCAAGCUCGAAGCUGAUGAGAAGGUCUGGGCAAGGCGGCUCCAAGAUCAAGCCGAGCGAGAAGACGAGCUGGUGGCCCUGGCGUACCUUUAUUCCGAGCCAGUUGGGAAUGAGAUGACCAGUAUGAGUGACGACGACUUCCAGAACUUGAUGCAACGCGUCGACUCGAGAGCAGCUAAGUGUCGCCUGCUCCGGGUCCAACGCGGUCGCUAA